UGCCACUAUUAUGUCUCUCCGCAAUCAUUAUGAAGAUGGAGAAUCUCCGACCUUUUCUGUCGGCUUCCGCUGCGAUUUUUUCGCCACGCCCAAGGGAAAGCUGUGCCUUCACUGCGGCCGCGCCUCGGGAGGUCUCGGAGGCUUCUAGCGCACUGGCUACUAUAAACCUGCAAAUUCCGGUACAGUUUUCUCACUCCUUCUCGCUCCUUCUUCUGCUAUCUUUUUUGUGUGAUUCAAUCCAGCAUCUGAGCCAUGCACGCCUCCCGCAUCUUCCAAGCCGUUAUCGGCCUCCUGGCUGCUACAGUACUCGCCCUUCCGCAUGAGCUGAUGGUGAACAACGAGUUCGUCCGCGAUGUUGGCAUUGCCUACAGCGACAGCAACUUCGGGGGCGUUUCAGUCUACCUCAUGCAGGACAAGAAGACGUCCAAGUGCCAGACCGACAUUGCUGGUCGCACUUUCCGCUCCGCCCAGAUCUGCGUUCCCGCAGCGUGUAUUCUUUACAAGAGCAACGACUGCACCGCCGACGAAGCUGGCAGUGACAUCUAUCUUCAAGGUCCUGUUGAUGUCAACACCUUUCCGGCGCUUUCCGACACGCCUUGCAACUCGUACAUGUGUGGCACUGUCGAAGACAUGCAAUUGAAGAUGGGCGGUACUGCCUCUACUUCCCAAAUUCCCGGAGGUGGAUACUGGAGCGUUGCUGGUCACUAAGUGGUAGGUUCGUACACUUGUGUACAGCCAAAGCUAUGUUGACCUGGUUCAGGCACCGGUCGACGACAGCCUACUCCUGUCUCCACCUCGUUCUUGUGGGUACGCUACACUUCUGGACCGACAAGUAGAUUAGACUGGAAGAACAGCGACAGACAGACAUCAUAGGCCAUGGUUGGAAGGC
This is a messenger RNA of Boeremia exigua, 889 nucleotides long. RefSeq lists its product as uncharacterized. NCBI's taxonomy places the organism in Eukaryota, Fungi, Ascomycota, Dothideomycetes, Pleosporales, Didymellaceae. Bases 253 to 708 code for a protein of 151 amino acids. The record is from RefSeq and is a predicted model, not a curated record. The transcript is spliced from 3 exons.